AUGUCCUCUCCAUCUCAACAAUCUAUCAAAGGGAAAGGAAAGACAAACCUACGACCAUCAAAAGCUCUAGGGUCAGAAUUUGAUGAAAAACCAUUAUGGAAUCAUGUAAAGGUUCUUAGCCUACCAGUACGUGGAGGUAGAAACAGAACCUGGUCUUGCAAUUACUGCAACAAAAAGGUUACUGGAUCCUAUUCAAAAGUGAAGGGUCAUUUAUUGAAGAUUCCUAAUCAAGGGGUUGAAGCUUGCAAGUCUAUCAAUAAUGAUGUAUUUCAAGCAUUAAAGAAGGAACAUGGCCAUUCUGAAAGCAAAAAAGCUCAAGAAGAAUUGAAUGUGAGAAAGAAGGAAGAUUAUUUGUCCUUACCUGAAGGAUCAGAUUUGUUGCAAUGCAAAAAAAGAAGGGCAUCAGCUCCAGGAGUGCUGGAAAAUGCAUUUAAUGUAGCACAAAGAGAUGUGGCAGAUAAGCAAGCUGCUCGCAUGUUCUAUGUGUCUGGUUUAUCCUUCAACUUGGCAAGGUGCCCUCACUUCAGAAAAUAUUCACUCACAUUAGCCAACAGCAAGUUAUCUAGCUAUACUCCAACAUUUGAUAGAUUACAAACAACAUUGCUAACCCAAGAGAAAGCACAUGUGAAUCGCAAGCUCCAACCGAUAAAAGAUACUUGGAAAAAGAAAGCCAUGUCCCUUUGUUCUGAUGGGUGGUCGGAUAGACAACGAAGGCCACUGAUAAACAUAAUGGCUACAUCAGUAAAUGGUGCAAUGUUUUUAAAGGCAAUUGAUGCAAGUGGCAACAUAAAGGAUGCUGAUUAUGUAACAAAUCUGUUCAAACCCAUGAUCCAAGAAGUGGGUUCACAAAAUGUUGUUCAAGUGAUUACUGAUAAUGGAAGUAACUUCAAGGCUGCUGGGGCCAUAAUUGAAGGUAUAUAUCCUCACAUAUUUUGGACUCCAUGUGUUGUGCAUUGCCUAAAUUUAGCUUUAAAAAGUAUUUGUGAACCAUCUGAAAAUUCACCUCAAUUUGCUGAAUGUAAAUGGAUUGCUGAUUUGGUGAGUAGUGUGCAAAAUAUAAGAAAUUUCAUUGUUAACCAUGGCAUGGUACUUUCAAUUUUCAACAAUUACUCGGAAUUGGGUUUGCUAAGAGUAGCGGAAACAAGAUUUGCAUCAAGCAUUAUUAUGGCAAAACGCAUAAGGGAAGUGAAGGAUGCACUUGAGAAGAUGGUGAUGGAUCCAAGUUGGAGAAUGCAUCUAAAAUGGGAUGGAAAAUCAGCAAUUGAAAUCAAGGCUAGGGAAGUUAAAAUUUCCAUUGUGAGUGAUAGUUGGUGGGCUGAUUUGGAAUAUCUCUUGGAUUUUACUGAGCCUAUUGUUGAAUUUCUAAGGUUAGCAGACACUGAUGCUCUUGUUCUCCAUUUGAUUUAUGAUAUGUGGGACACAAUGAUUGAGAAAGUUAAAUCUAGAAUAUUUGGACAUGAAAAACAAAAUCUGCUCACUGGCCAAUCUAAUUUCUUUGACGUCAUUCACAAUAUUUUGGAGACACGAUGGAAUAAAAGCAACAAUCCACUGCAUUUUUAUAUCGAAUAUGGAGCUUUUUCAAGUGGAUCUGGUUACUUUAAUGAGCCUCAUGUUAUUGAUGCAAAAUUGUAUGAGGAACCAAUUUCAUGGUGGGCUAAUCAUGGUGCUUCAACACCAAUGUUACAAGCUUUAGCAUUCAAGUUGCUUUCACAGCCCGCAUCAUCAUCUUGUUGCGAAAGAAAUUGGAGUACAUAUUCUCUUAUUCAAAGCAUCAAAAGAAACAGAUUGACUACAAGUAGAGCUGAGGAUUUGGUCUUUGUACAUUGCAACCUCCGUCUCUUGUCAAGAAAAAAGAAAGAAUACAAGGAAGGGCCAACAAAGUAUUGGGACUUGUGUGGUGAUAAGUUUGAUAUUGAUGGUAAUACUCUUGGGGAACUUGUGGAGCUUUCCAUCAAUGAGCCUGAGUUAGAGCUUAUAACAUUUGAUGAAGAGUUUGAAGAGAGUACUACCUUAGGGAGUGAAGCAACUGAAGAAUUCCAACAAGGAAUGAUGGAUUGA
Molecule: messenger RNA, 2058 nt
Organism: Cornus florida
Lineage: Eukaryota; Viridiplantae; Streptophyta; Magnoliopsida; Cornales; Cornaceae
Exons: 3
Coding region: 1-2058 (685 amino acids)
Molecular function (GO): protein dimerization activity
Source: RefSeq, a predicted model, not a curated record